Trichomonas vaginalis G3 is the source of this 1428-nucleotide messenger RNA. Its product is annotated as glycosyl hydrolase. The transcript has a single exon. The coding region runs from base 1 to 1428 and encodes 475 amino acids. Gene Ontology annotation, molecular function: mannosyl-oligosaccharide 1,2-alpha-mannosidase activity; calcium ion binding. NCBI's taxonomy places the organism in Eukaryota, Parabasalia, Trichomonadida, Trichomonadidae. The record is from RefSeq and is a predicted model, not a curated record. Gene Ontology annotation, cellular component: endoplasmic reticulum; Golgi membrane. Gene Ontology annotation, biological process: carbohydrate metabolic process; N-glycan processing.
AUGCUGAUUUCAUUGAUCUUUCUUCAUCUUGAUGCUGAUGUUGAAAAGAUGCAGGCUGUGAAAGAUGCAUUCAAAUUUGCAUGGGAUGGAUAUAAAAAAUGUGCCUAUGGCCAUGAUUUUCUUAUGCCUAAGACAUGCAACGCAAGUCAUUGGUUGAAUGGUACCAUAACACUUAUUGAUAGUCUUGAUACACUAUAUUUAAUGGGUUUUCAUGACGAAUUAGAUCAAGCAAUUGAAUAUUUAGAAACAAAUUACACAAAUCAAGCAUCAGGUUCUGUAUUUGAACUUAUUAUUCGUAAUGUUGGAGGAUUGGUAUCUGCAUAUGAAUUAACUUCUCGUCCAAUUCUCCUAGAUCUUGCAAUAAAUUUUACGAAAUCUCUACUAAAAGCAUUUGAUACUCCCACAGGAUUACCAAUGCCAAAUAUAGAUACAAGGUCUGGUAAAGCUUCGACAUGGGGAUAUGCUCCUCGCUCUACUUUUUUGGCCCACGCUGGAUCUUUAGCGCCUGAGUUCAUGGCAUUAUCUGAACUUAGCGGUGAUGAUACAUUCAAAAAUGUGUCUGAUACCAUUAUGAAGUUCUUUUUCGACCAGCAGCGUUUCCACGGUCUUUGGCCACAUCGAAUUGACUAUUCUACAGGGGUUUUCGGGGACAUUGAUAUCGGAUUUGAUGCAUACGGAGACUCUUUCUACGAAUACCUUUUGAAAUUAUAUCUUCUUACGAACAAAAAAUGCGUUUCAUGCGGAACUCUUUAUUCUAUGAGCAUUCAAGGCAUGAAAGACUUUCUCACACGUCAUACAGCAGAAGGAAUAUACGUAGGUACCAUACAACAUGGUUUAAUCGAUGAUACAAUCACUCAUUUGUCAUAUUUCAUUCCCGGAAUGCUCGCUUUAGGCUCAUCGUACAUCAAUCAAGACGAUUUAGAUUACGCUAUUGAUAUUACUAAGACUUACGAGAAAUGGUAUUCAACAAAAUCAAAUUUAUCUCCAGAAUCGUUUUCUCUCAAGACAUAUCCUAUGAAAAUCAUUGAUCCAUCAUACAAACUACGUCCGGAAUUCAUAGAAAGUCUUUUUUACCUUUACAGAUUCACAGGAGAAAAUCAUUACCGCGAAAAAGGCUGGGAGAUCUUCCAAAGCAUUGUUAAAUACUGUAAAACAGAAUACGGAUUCGGGACACUCAUAGAUGUUGAAAAUCCUGAAAAAGGAGUUGAAGAUAUCCAAGAUUCUUUUUUGUUGUCAGAAACAUUCAAAUACGCGUACCUGUUAUUCGCAGAUUCUGAUACAGUUAAUCUUGACAAGUUUGUUUUUACAACUGAAGGCCACAUUUUGAGGAAAUUUAAUGAGAAGUGGAUUGACGAGAAAUACAAGAAUGAACAAUGGUUUUAUGACUUGGAUGAGGUUGUUAAACCUUUCAAGUCCGUAGAACUUUAA